Molecule: messenger RNA, 2180 nt
Organism: Klebsormidium nitens
Lineage: Eukaryota; Viridiplantae; Streptophyta; Klebsormidiophyceae; Klebsormidiales; Klebsormidiaceae
Source: the annotation of a GenBank genome assembly
GAGCCUGGCUGACCGGCAUUUCACGUGCGGUACAACUAUGUACCACAAGCCGGAUCAUGCCAUGAUGUUGAGGUCCUGCGUCCACGUCUAGUUCCUAGCUCGCAGCUCAGCUCGCUCUCUGCUCUUCAGAAGGGAGGUUCAUCUGAUUCAUUUCCUCCUUGCUCAGAAAAUGUUGGUCAGCUUUCGGCAUCCAGGGACAUAAGCAUAAUAUAUAGCAUGGACUUCGCGCUCGGGUUUAGGAACUUGAGCUUUUCGUGGCAAUCAGCGGACGCUUCUGCCGCUGGGAAUCCAAAUGGCCGCUCGGCCUUUGGCUGCGUUUGACCUGUAUGCAAUAUUUUAGCGCGGCAAGAUGAAUCAACUCCCUCGUAACAUCCUGAACGUUCGAAAAGCUGUGCAGAAAUAUCUUAGUUCUUCCGAAGCAUCUUGUCUUCGCAAACUCCAACCAUCAGAGCGCUGCUAUGCAGGGGCAGCAAGCAGGGGGUUUCCGCCUCCCCCUCUGUCUCCUCAGCGCAGGGUCGUUGUAACAGGUCUAGGGCUAGUGACUCCCUUAGCCCGCGGUGUUAUUGCCACCUGGCAGCGCCUUGUUGAUGGAGAAUGCGGCGUCAGGAAAGUGACGGCCCAUGACAUCGCGCUGAGCUGGCAGUCCCCUGAGGAAGCACAGGAGCUCUGGCGCCAGCUGCCGUCCAAAGUGGCGGCGUUCGUGCCCCGGGGAACAGGGCCAACAGAGUUUGACGAGGAUAAGAUCCUGGGGCGAAAAGAGCAGCGCCGCAUCGCCCUCUUCAUCGCCUUUGCCCAGCUGGCCGCCAAGGAGGCCCUCGAGGAUGCCAAGUGGACGGCGGAUACGCAUCAGAGAGCUGAACGAACGGGUGUGGCGAUCGGGGGCGGCAUUGGCUGCAUCGGCGAGAUCGUGGACGCAGCCAAGCUUGUUAUAGACCAAAAGAUCCGGCGGUUGAGCCCCUUCUUCGUGCCCAAGAUCCUAAUCAACAUGGCGUCAGGAUACGUCAGCAUUGACAACAAUUGCCAGGGCCCGAACCACGCGGCGGUCACAGCGUGCGCGAGCGGCGCGCACUCGGUGGGCGACGCGGCGCGUAUGAUCAAGUACGGCGAUGCUGACGUCAUGCUGGCGGGGGGCAGCGAGUCGUGCAUCGAUGCGCUGUCUAUUGCGGGGUUCUGCAGGUUGAGGGCCCUCUCCACGAGCUUCAACGACAGCCCUUGCGCGGCGUCGAGGCCGUUCGAUCAUGACCGUGACGGCUUCGUGAUUGGCGAGGGAGCGGGCGUUCUGGUCCUUGAGGAGCUGGAGCACGCGCGGGCACGGGGCGCGAAGAUGUACGCCGAGGUGCGCGGUUACGGCAUGUCGGGCGACGCGUACCACAUAACGCAGCCGUCUGCGGAGGGGCGGGGGGCGUAUUUGGCAAUGGAGAGCGCCCUUCGGAAUAGCGGCCUGACUCCGGAAGACAUCGACUACGUGAAUGCGCACGCCACGUCGACCCCCUUAGGUGACGACAUCGAGGCUCGUGCCAUCCUGCGGCUCUUCGGCGCCCAUGCGGAGUCGGGCAACAUGGCGCUCUCCUCGACCAAGGGCGCAACGGGCCAUCUUCUCGGGGCGGCGGGGGCUGUGGAAGCGGUGUUCACGGUCCUGGCCGUGGCCCACGCAAAAGUGCCACCAACGAUAAACCUGGAACGGCCGGACUUGAUAUUCACGGAUGCCUUCAGACCAACGGCAUCCACGCUAGACAAACCCAUAAGAGCUGCGCUGACAAACUCAUUUGGUUUCGGAGGAACAAACGCUUCUCUAAUCUUUACCCAGCCGCCGGACUAAAGUGACGAACAAGAUUAGUCAGGCGUUUCCGACGUCCUUUUUAGACUUUCUUACAUAAGAAGGUGUUCACGAGCGUCACUUUCUCAGGCACGCGCUAGAUGCAAGUCGACUGUUCACCUCUUUACUGUAUAGGAGAUUGACCUGCUUCUCCAAACGACAAAGUUGGAAGAGCCGGUGAUGCGCAGGGAUGAAGCCGCUUUGCUCGCAACUUUUAUCGGGUCAAAGAAGUGCAUGGAUCAAGGGAGUUUGGACGAUAAACGCGAUCGUGUGGGCCCGUCGAGAACCGCACAUGAAUUGGAACAACAUGGGGGCGCCAGCCUGGCGCUGUCAGGAGCUGUACUUUGCGCCAUACCUGGGUGUA